Messenger RNA from Tripterygium wilfordii, 917 nucleotides. RefSeq names its product protein Dr1 homolog. NCBI's taxonomy places the organism in Eukaryota, Viridiplantae, Streptophyta, Magnoliopsida, Celastrales, Celastraceae. The transcript has 6 exons. Bases 313 to 786 code for a protein of 157 amino acids. Gene Ontology annotation, molecular function: protein heterodimerization activity. The record is from RefSeq and is a predicted model, not a curated record.
GCUUUUGAUUCGUCUUCGUCCGACCAUAUACUCUGUCUCCUCUCUCUCUUUCUUCACCUCCACCCCUGGCUAUAAAUUCAUCGGCAACGAUCACCGCCAACGACAGUUCCCUAGCCCCUAAUUCUGUUCCCUCUCGUGUUUCUUUGGAUCUCGCCUUUAGCUCACCCUCGAUCUCCCUGCCAGCCCCGGAGUCGGGUUGUCUCUACCUGUUUCGUUCCCUAUCAGAUAACUGAGAUUGUAUAAUUUGGUGAUCGUUUCUACUUAUAUGAUAAAAGUCUCUUUUUCCCUUGGCUGUCUGAUAGAAGGGUGAAGAUGGAACCCGUGGAUAUUGUUGGCAAGUCAAAAGAGGACGCUUCACUUCCUAAAGCAACUAUGACCAAAAUUAUUAAAGAGAUGUUACCCCCAGACGUUCGUGUUGCAAGAGAUGCUCAAGACCUUUUGAUUGAGUGUUGUGUAGAGUUCAUAAAUCUUGUAUCGUCGGAGUCCAACGAAGUUUGUAGCAGAGAGGACAAAAGGACAAUCGCACCUGAGCAUGUGCUUAAGGCCUUAGAGGUUCUCGGGUUUGGCGAGUACAUUGAGGAAGUUUAUGCUGCUUACGAGCAACACAAGCUUGAGAUAAUGCAGGAUUCAUUAAGGGGUGGCGGCAAGUGGAGCAAUGGAAACGAAAUGACGGAGGAAGAAGCCGCGGCUGAGCAGCAAAGGAUGUUUGCUGAGGCACGUGCCCGAAUGAAUGGUGGAGCCACCACUCCCAAGCAACCGGAAACUGACCCAAGUUUAGAGAGCUAAGUUUAGGACCUUUAAGUUCCUUGAACUUUGUGGUCCAGUUGUAGAGGUAUAUAUAACCUAAAGGCCACAUGUUCAAUUCUUGUAAAAAACAUCUCCACAUAUUAUGUGGAAUAAGGUCUGCGUACAUUUUA